Molecule: messenger RNA, 6954 nt
Organism: Globicephala melas (long-finned pilot whale)
Lineage: Eukaryota; Metazoa; Chordata; Mammalia; Artiodactyla; Delphinidae
Gene: LONRF2
Product: LON peptidase N-terminal domain and ring finger 2
Molecular function (GO): ubiquitin protein ligase activity; protein binding
Source: RefSeq, a predicted model, not a curated record
CUUUUAAACUAGAGUCUGUGACCAGCAGCAGCCGCUUCCCGCCCAGCCACCACCUGUUAAGAAUAUAUAAUUUAAAGGAAGCCCAAACUUCGGUCCUGGUCCUUGCGUUUGACUCUGAAUGAGUAUGCUCUAUUGACAGUUGUUUGGGGUGGAGAAUGUGUGGAUGGAGGGUGAUUUGUUUUCUGAAUUCGCUGGUUUUGAAACAGGGUUGUGUGUGCAUGACUGAAAUCUGUAGUCAAGAAGACUUGGUUUAAUGUUUUGUUACUAAGAGUCUUAUUGUGUGCUCUAGUCAUUAUGCAUUUUAUUGUAAACUAGGGUUAAGGUUUUCUCUUUUAGAAGGCACACCUGUAUCCAAAUUGGGAGAUUCUCUGCUGGAAUCGGGCAGUUAAAUUGCUUUAUGUAGCAAAUAAUUGGUACCGUAUUUGAAACCAACAUAUCCGUACUUUAACAGGCUGUGUAUUUUUUAGUUUUCAAUUAUUUAUGUAUCAGUAUAUAUGGUGUAGAGCCACACUAUUCAGUAGAAAUACUGUAUAAGCCACAUAUGGUACUUUACGUUUUCUGUUAACCCAUUUAAAAAAGGUGAAAAGUAGCAGGUGAAAUUCAUUUUAAAAAUAUUUUUAACCCUAUACCUUCAAAAUGUUAUUUCAACAUAUCUUUAAUGUAAAAAAAUCCAGCUUUUACUUUCUCAGUAAAUCUUCGAAAUUCAUUGUGUAUUUUACAUUUGCUACCCACCCCGAUUUGGAUACUAAAUUUUCAUCAGAAGUACUUCCUCUAUGUUUAGAUUUCUUAAAAUUUAGAGUUGAAAAAGUGGAUUCUCAUGUUGGUGUCGUUCCAAAUUAACUUAAAAGUUAUCCUCUAACUGAAGAGUAUCCGUUUUUAAAAAUUCUACUAGUUAAAAUAAAAAAUAACUCAGUUCCUUUGUUGCCCUAGACCUCUCUCUCGUUUUCACUAGCCACAUGUGUCCAACAGCUACUGUUGUAGACAGCACAAGUACAGAACCUUAAAAAACAAUUGCUGGAAAUGUAACAGAUCACAAUACCAACUCUUGGAGAAGAUUUAGAAAAUGAGGACUAUUGUAUGCGGCUGAUGGGCCUGCAUAGUUAUACCCCUGCUCCUGGUGAUAAUUCGUUAUUGCUGCUGCGAGCAGAGUUGUAUUUAUCCAUGAAGAACUAUGAACAGGCUCUGCAGGACGCCAGUGCAGUUUGUCAGAAUGAACCUCUCCUGCCUAAGGGACAUCACGUGAAAGCUCUGGCUCUUUCCGGACUGGGAAGAAGUAAGGAAGUGUUGAAGGAGUUUCUCUACUGCCUGGCUUUGAAUCCUGAAUGUAACUCAGUGAAGAAAGAAGUGCAGAAGGUAAUGUGUGAGGUGUUUUUCCCUGCUUCAGAAAACGUGCCUCAGAAUUUAACAUCUUCCAUCCAAAGCAGAAUGUUGAACACAAGAUUAACGGCGCAGUGUCAGAACCACAUAAACAGCCAGCCUCCUGUGGAGGGAGGUGGCAGUGCAGGGAGUUCUAAGAAUCCAUCUGAGAAACAGGAUGUAUUUAGAAAUACCAAUUCUUCGGUGUUAUAUUUUAUACUGGGCCUACACUCUGAGGAGGAUAAGGAAGUGUUAGAAAGUUUUCUUCCAGCGGUGCUGAGCACUGGUUUAAAGAGACAGUUUCCGAAUGAUUUGGAGGAUGCGCACGAUGUGAACGGCCCUGGAAAAAUUCCCAAGAAAGAGGCUGAUUCCUCACCCCAAAGGAACGUGAGCUCUAACGUAGGAGAAAGUGCAGAGCUCCUGAUAGAUGUGGCUGAUUUUGAGUGUACCCUUUGCAUGAGGUUGCUCUUUGAGCCUGUCACUACGCCCUGUGGACACAUGUUUUGCCUAAAAUGCCUCGAGCGCUGCCUGGACCAUGCCCCACAUUGUCCUUUGUGCAAAGAAAAACUCUCAGAAUUGUUGGCAAGCAGAAAUUUUCAUACAACUACUCUGGCUGAAGAAUUAAUAUUUCGAUAUUUGUCAGAUGAACUGUCUGACAGAAAGAGAAUUUAUGAUGAAGAAAUGACGGAGCUUUCAAACUCCACCUCUAAGUUCACAUUUCCCUCACCCCGCAGUCUGACCAGGGAUGUGCCCAUCUUCGUGUGUGCCAUGGCCUUCCCCACCGUGUCCUGUCCGCUCCACGUCUUUGAGCCCCGCUAUCGGCUUAUGAUAAGAAGAUGCGUGGAAACUGGCACCAAACGGUUUGGCAUGUGUUUAUCUGCAGAGCACGCAGGGAUCUCAGAGUACGGCUGCAUGCUGGAGAUCAAGGACGUCAGGACGUUCCCCGACGGCAGCUCCGUCGUGGAUGCCGUCGGGAUUAGCCGCUUCCGGGUUUUGAGCCACCGUCACAGAGACGGCUACAACACGGCAGAUAUUGAGUAUCUGGAAGAUGAAAAGGUGGAAGGUGCAGAGUAUGAAGAGCUCACCGCCCUGCAUGAGUCCGUUUAUCAGCAGUCUGUGUCCUGGUUUGCUUCACUUCAGGAUCACAUGAAAGAACAGAUCUUAAGCCACUUUGGGUUAAUGCCCGACAGAGAACCUGAGCCUCAGAGUAACCUUAGUGGUCCUGCCUGGUCCUGGUGGAUCCUGGCAGUGCUGCCGUUGGAGCGGAAGGCUCAGCUGGCCAUACUCAGCAUGAUCUCGCUGAAGGAGCGUCUGCUCGCCAUUCGGCGAAUAUUAGCCAUCAUCACGCAAAUCUGCCCACUCCCAGCCCUGGGGCCAACCUCAGUGCCCUCUGGUGGGCCCCCCUCCAGGCCCAGUGACUAUGUCAGCAGACUAGAACCUGAGCCAAUGAAUUUGGUGAAACCAUCUAAGGCUGUGGAGACGCACAGCCGCCAAGGGAGCUGCUCCGUCCGUACCCCUCAAAGAAGUCAAGGAGCUGGGACCAGGAGGUCAAGGGGAGUUACUCCAACAGAAAAUUCACAUUCCUUUGCCCAGUCUCCGUAUCUGAGUCAGUUUCAGACCCAGAACCCACUGCCUGAAGAAGAGACCAGAUCCCCAGAGGAAGGGGACGGUCACACCCUGGUAAGUUUCUCUUGGGCCUUCUGCAAAGGUCCCUUCAGCCAGUCGUUCAGCUACCAGUGCACCAGGGGAAGAGGAAUAUUUCGCAUUUCGAAGACUCUCGGACAUAGGAUCCGGGUCUCUAUUGUUAUCCAGGCACAUGAAACAUCAUCCUGGCACCCCUGUUACAGUGGGGUGUAUGCAGUCCUGGUCAGGACCUAGCUCCCUCUGGGUCCGUUGGUUCACAGACUCACCAGCCCGGGCGGUCCUUUCCCUGGUCCCUGAAUGUGUAACAGAAUAGACCUACUUUAGGGUCUUUGGCCUGAGAGGUAAGAGCUGUCAUAGUGGGGAGGGGCAAGCAGAAGCCUCUGAAACUAUUCCCCCCUUCCUCAGCCAGAUGGUGAAUGGAAACAAUCCUGCGUCCCAGUGGGAUGGCAGAAGUUAGUGUUAAGUAUCAAAAGGAUGCAGAGGCAGUGGUCCCACCAUUUCUCCAUUUAAUUUACUCGUCUAGCCCUUGCAAAAUCCCAGUGGAUCCUGGAAAAUGAGAGUAGAUUCUCCUAAAUUCAACUGAGCAUUCACCCGGGUCGCAGUCUGCCACACCAGAUGUUAUGUCUUUGCCAGGAUAUAUUAACUUAUUUGAGGCAAAGGGUGUACAGACAUAGAUUUCUCAAAUGCAUUUCCUAUGAGAAAAGAGGCAGUUUGCAUUCACAUGAAACAAAUACAUACACUUAUAGUUUUGUCCCAGGACCAGUGUUGACCCUUCUGCCCACCGUCACGAUAUAGUCUGAAGAGACCCGGAUCAUCUGGAAGUUCUGCAGAGCAUCUCAUUAAUCCACUGCACCACCUGAUACCAUCCUAACCAACCUGGAUUAGCAAGAAGUGGCCAGUGCGUGGAAGGCCCGGGUGGUAGAACGUGCAUUGCAGAGGGCGGGAGAUAAACCCUACGAAGAUUCAGGACCUGCCGCCUCAGUGAAGCUUUUCAGGGUCCAGUGGCGAGAGGCAUGCAGGAACAGGAUAUCCCACCUGAAGGAAAGGACAGACGGUCGCCUCGUGCACCUCCCACCAUGAAGAAAGCAGCACAGCAUCUUGUAAGCCUCUGCAGAUUUGGGAGGCAGUGUGUUACAUGUCUGGGGAUUCUGCUCCAACCCACAUAUGAGAUAAAACAAAAAGCUGCUGACUGGCGGCAGCCCAGGCUGUGGUACAAGGACCCCUGACAUUUGGAGCGUGUAACCUGGCAGAUGUAUCGUUGGUGGGAAAGGAGCUGUGUGCUUCUAUGGACAAUCACAGCACAUACCCCUUUGCCUCUGCAGAGCAAUACUGUGCCUCUUCCACUUUUACAAAACACUCCUGGUACCCUGCGGGGCCCUGGUAGAGACGGGACCCUUGACCAUGGGCCGUAAAGUGGCUGUGCAGCCACAGAUGCCCUUGAUGAGCUGGAUUCUGACACACGCCCCCAGGACAAGGCUGGGUGGGCCCCCAGGAUCCAUUUUAAGAUGGAAGUGGUAUAUCUACAGUCUCACAUAAGCCAGAGCAGGGGGGACAGCAAACUACACAACUCGUAGCCCAGAUCUCUCUAUCACCCACAGUUCUUGCUCCAGGGCAGCUCAUCCGUUCCUUCCUGUGACUGGGAAAUUGUGUAUGACCAGACGAAGGAGGAAGAGAAAGUCCAACUCUAGUUCAUGGUCAGGUGGGCUUGGUACAUGUGUGGAAGCUGAAAAUAGAUGGCAGCUGUAUACACCCGCAAUCAGGGGUGGUCUGGAAACGGUAACAAGGCAAAAAAUCACACUCUUAAAUCGGAGCUCUGCAGGUUGAGAUGUCUUGGUUCCCAAAGGUAGACUUCUGCCUGGGAACAUGUGAGACUCAUUGAAUUACAAGCUGCCGUCUUCAUCUGGGCGUGUCAGAGUCACCGGCAAGCAGGAAGAGGCACCAUCCUGAUGGGGGUAUGUGCCCAGAAGGACGAGGCAGGGCUGCUGCACACUGGGAUGUGUGAACCCGGGUGAUGCACGGGCUGCCACGUGGGCCUCUUGCUGAGUGUUGAUGGUAGAUGAACAAGCAACAACUCCAGCCUGAGAAGGGCAUGUAGACCAGCGUUCAUACUUCGCAGAGGUGAGGUUCUGAGUCCUCACAUGGAUUAAGCCACUGAGACCAGCAAAGGUGCUAGCUGAGGCGAGGCGAGCCUGGAACAGAUGGUCCAGAAGGGGGAUAGUGUUAUCAGCUGUGGUCUUGAAACCAGCAACAGAGGCAUCCUAUUAACCUCCUUUUAAGUGUCCCCCAGGAAGAUGAGGAGGCCCCCGGGAAUCUUGAAGGAGCUGCUUCCAGAACAUAUAUGAAGAGAUGUGUCCAAGAGGCACAGAUCGGUUUAUUGAUUAUUUCCACCAACAACCUCAGAACUGAAAGAUAAUUCGUGGUACUUUGUGACAGAACAAUAGGAAACUUGGACACUCCAGAAGGGCUGUUUUUCUAGGACCGGGACCACCCCCUUGCCAAUCCUCUUCAGCAGGAGGGGGCAGUGACAGCUCUGUCAUGAGAGAGAGAGGAACUCCCCCCCCCCCCGCCCCGGUUCUUCAAACCAAAGGUUGCCAUGGAGAUGCACAGUAGACUUGACACUGUCAGGGGUCCCUGUUUCACAUGAAACCUCAGAAGCCGACUUUGGAAAACACAGCGAGUGACUGGCCAUUGUUUCAGACAGCAGAAGAAAAUGAGAGGCAGCGGAGGAAACGGUAGCAAGUAAUAGAUUCAUUCCUCUUGCAGCAGUAACAUCAGACCAGACUGUGAAGCUGUAGGUCAGAUGCUGAGUGCCUGGGCCGUGGCUUCCCUAGGAUGCCCACAACACGGGCAGCAGCACAGGAGAGCAGGUCGAGCUGUGUGUCCAGAUCCCUCCCCGUUUGUUUCUUCACCUCUUCAAGACAGUUUCAGAAAUGCACUUCUGAGAAAAGAUCUUAUAUCCAGUAAAACUCUGCGGAGCAAAGACAAGCAAUUAGCAAUUGGCAUAAACACAGCCCUGGCAAUAAGUAGCAGUAAGUAGCAGGACCCUUAUAAGCUCAGCUUACAACUGAGGGCCACCAGGUGGAUGCUGUGGCCGCAGCCAGGGCCUUGGAGCCGGAGGAAGGGAGGGGGACGAGGUGGGGGGACACCCAGUGUGCACCAGAGCUGAUUGUAUGGUGCUUUCCUGUGCUUUCUGGCUGCCCACCUCUGGACACAGCUGGGCACACCCUCAACUCCAGCUGCUGUUCACAUGAAAGGAGGCUCUGAGAGGCCCCCAGGCCCCUGCCGAGACUGAAGCCAACAGGAGACUAAAGCUACAUCAAAGCAAAAUGUAGCACCCAAGUACCUUGUUAUAUUACAGGGCUGUUUUUAACUCUAACAUGUGGCAUUUUGAGCCGUAUCUGUGCAAGUUAGUGAGGGGGUGCUUGUGGAAGGGCAGGGAUGGGGUAGGAUUGGACUCCUGCAAGGACCUUCUCUAAUUCAGUGGUUCUCAAGUUGUGGGCCUGGACCAGCAGCUUCAGCACUGCUAUCUGGGAGCAUAACUCAUCUCAGCUUAAUUUACAUCCCCCAGCAGGAAGAGGGAAGGUUUUCUCCUCGCCCAGCAACAACCUAGCCAAUGAGAAACCACAGCAACGCCUAACUCUCGCUCUCCUCCAAUGAACUUUCGUUCAAAACAGCUCCUCCCAACUUCCCCCUUCUCUUCUAUGAAAGAAUGCUCCUCUCCCGUGUCCCCCAGCCUUGCCCAUGGUUCACCAUACUGUGCAUGGCCUGAAUUGCAAUUCCUCUGCUGUUCCCGAAUAAACUCAAUUCUGCCACCUAAACCACCUAAACCACCUUGCAUGUUCUCUAACUGGCAUGUAGCCUAAGCAAUAAGAUGUUUGCCCAAGUUGUUUUAGAGGAACUCGGAGUCAGCUGUGUCUAGUUUGAGCUGAGCUGGUUGAGACCGGAGUAGACCAC